AGAGGAGGGAAGUAGUGAUGAAGAGGGAGGAGAUUGAGUGGGUUUGGUCCCUUUUUUUCUGCGUACACUCACAUGAGCUUUCUGAACUUGGAAAAUAAAGCGUGUAAAGGAGUGCAGCACACAGAAGGAGAAGAAACACAGACACACACACACACACACACCAGCGUAACUACAAGGCAUCAUGUUGAUCCUCCUUGGUGGUAUUUUUCUUCUGCACGUAGCUACAGUCGUCCUCCUGCUCGCUGCCACCAUUGAGAAUGCCUGGUGGACUACCGGCUUCAUGCACACAGAUAUUUGGGGUAGUUGGGUUUGGAAUAAUCUAACUGGUCAGUGGAACUAUACAGCGCUUCCAAACACAUAUCAAGCAGAUUACCUCCAGGCUGUGCAGGCAUGCUCAAUAUUAGCGUGUGUGUUCUCGGGGAUUGGUUUGUUCGUGUUUCUCGCUCAGCUCUUCACACUUCCCAAAGGAAAACGCUUCAUCUUGUCUGGAGUGUUCCAGCUGCUUGCUUGUCUGUUUAUUAUGAUCGCUGCCGCGAUCUACGCUGAUAUUUUCCACAAGAAAGAAAUUGGAUGGUACGGUCCGAGUUUUAUCAUUGCCUGGGUCGCCUUCGCUCUCAGCUUCAUCUCCUGCGUCAUAUACUUCGUCCUGCGCAAGAAAACAACCUGAGGAACUCACAUACUCCUACACACUCCUACAGACACACACACAUGGUCAGGUUUGUUUGUGUCACUGUAGAAGAAGAAGAUAAUUCACAUGAUUAAUACGUAAAGUGGAAAAUGGUGUGUGAGUGUGUGUGUGUGUGUGUGUGUGUGUGUGUGUGUGCGUGCGUGUGUGUGUGUGUGUGUUCGUGUGUGUGUGUGUGUGUGUGUGUGUGUGUGUGUGUGUGUGUGUGUGUGUGUGUGUGUGUGUGUAAAAUGCUGAAUACAUGAAAUAAAUCUGUUACAUUUGUGAGAGAAAUCCAUAGACUUUACAAAUUGACACUUAUUGUAACGCCACUUAUAUAAUGUUAGAAGUUUUUAUUUUCUGGGUGAAUAUAAAUUUGUUCCAAUGAAUUACAGAUAACUGAAAUUAAAUAUAAUUGUUUAUUAGUUGCAAAUAUUCCAAUCUUGCAUACCAUUUAUUUGCAUAAAAUCUGUAAAUAUGGUGUUGAUUAUUUCUCGUAUGCUUUUAAUCUGUUUACACACUUUUACUGCACGGCUUUGAGAGAUGCUCGAUUCUGAUUGGUCCGUGGAGGUACAAGUGUGUUUGCGUUUCUACACACUUAUUUUACGUACUUUAUUUUUCAUCACGCACGAUUUUAAUAAAAUAAGCAAAUACUUUUCUCUAAAAGUCAGUGGAGUCAUUCAGUGUGUAAACGGUUGUGAAGAGAGCACAGCGAGAACAAUCAGUCUUUAUUUGUUUUGUUUUUUGUUACAUGUUUUUUGUGCAGUGUGUAUUAAAGUUUAAUCCCAAAUUA
Molecule: messenger RNA, 1457 nt
Organism: Tachysurus fulvidraco (yellow catfish)
Lineage: Eukaryota; Metazoa; Chordata; Actinopteri; Siluriformes; Bagridae
Product: epithelial membrane protein 2-like
Exons: 5
Coding region: 182-667 (161 amino acids)
Cellular component (GO): plasma membrane
Source: RefSeq, a predicted model, not a curated record